UCCGUUCCAGCCCUGUGUCGACCCUUAUCAUCAUUAAUCGGUCUCUUAUUGCUUUAAAUUAAAUAUCUUGUCGAGUGAUGACUUGCCUGAAUAUUUACAGGAGAGGAACAGUGACUACCAUAUGGUCGUCUCUUAAAAGCGGAUCAUUCUGACCAACCUCCUGACGGGGACAAGCAGCGGAUAGUCAAGGAGAGAAACUUGGAACUAGCCUGUGACUUUAUCAUUUAAAGUAUUUAAAUAAUUCAAGAGUGUUUUUUUUAAUUCGCCUUUUUUAAGUUCUCAAGUAACUAUAAGGCAAUAAACGUAUCUAAGGCCAAAGUUGAAUUAAUUUUCUUACCUAGUUCUUGUACCUGCCAAGAUACCAUUUCCUUCUUAAGGCAGACAUUGAAAUCAUUCAGCAACAAGCAGCAGAGCCGAGGUCGACUUUCACGUAGAUCGUCCAAUAUUAGGUAUGUCCACACAGCGGGAAGGAAGUACGACUCCGCCCCCUGCCCCUGACGUCACAGCUGAUCCAAGAGCUCCAAAACAAGAUCCUCCGACACCUCCACCUUCUAUUGCACCAAACGGUCCUGAAAUGAUCAUCUCCAAAGCAAACCAGGCUCUCAAAGGAGCUAGAAAUAAUGAGGUCCGAUCUGUUGUAUUGUAUGGGGUACCUAUAGUAGCACUAGUUAUUGACGGUCAAGAAAGACUUUGUCUGGCCCAGAUUUCCAAUACUCUCUUGAAGGACUUCAGUUAUAACGAAAUUCACAAUCGACGAGUGGCAUUGGGCAUCACGUGUGUUCAGUGCACUCCUGUCCAGCUGGAGUUGUUACGUCGUGCCGGGGCCAUGCCGGUAUCGUCUCGACGCUGCGGCAUGAUUUCCAAAAGAGAAGCUGAAAGGCUGUGCAAAUCUUUCCUGGUAGAUGUUGCACCCCCUAAGCUCCCAGACAACUUUGCUUUUGACAUUUACCAUCAAUGCGCUUGGGGCUGUCGAGGAAACUUCGUGCCCUCGCGCUAUAACAGCUCCCGUGCCAAAUGCAUUAAGUGUGCUUACUGCAGCCUGUUCUUCUCUCCCAACAAAUUUGUCUUCCACUCCCAUCGCUUCUCGGACUCCAAGUACGUCCAGCCGGACGCCGCCAACUUUAACUCUUGGCGAAGGCAUAUCAAGCUAAGUGGGACGCCACCAGAUGAAGUAGUCCAUGCGUGGGAAGACGUGAAAGCCAUGUUUAAUGGCGGAAGUAGAAAGCGUGUCAUGGCUUCUUCGGUAGCUAGUUCCUCCAGGAACCACGAAACGAAACGUCCGCGUUUCUCUGGUCCUCCUCCUGAUAAGCACGGCUCCUCACUCAGCCCUCCUAUUGACGGUUCCAAAUCUCCAUAUCUACCAGUUGUUCCUUUUCCUAACAAGGGUUACCAUGUUCCAUCAGCACCCCCAUUUGUUGCACCUUCUCCACCUUUCUACUUCACAGCCGGUAAACCGUUCUCUGCCUCUGAUAUUAGACAGUGUUUUGCUGAAUACAUGUGGGCUGGGAAGCAAUCUUUUCCGCUACCCUACGGACCCAUGUUCUGGCCCCGAGGUUCUAGUACCUCUUCCAUGGAUUACAGGGAAAAUGUUGUUGAAAAUGGAAUACCACGCUCUUUGUCUUUGAAUACCCAAACUCCUUUUCUUUCUUCAACUUCAGAUAUAGAUGUUAGAAAACAACAGUUUGAAGUGGAGCCAAGACAAUCUCAGGUAAAAAGUCCAGAAAACACCUACCCUCGUACAUCAGCGUUUCGACCUGUGAGUAAGACAGGGAAUCGACCGUUUCAGAUGGAGCCACCGCUAUGUGACACCACUGCUGACACAACAACAACUUGUGGAGAAAUAUCUGACACAUACAGGUCUGAGUCUCGAGGGUCAGCUUCACUGGAAGUAGAUGUCACAGAUAUGUCUAGCAAUGACGGCGUUUCUGAGUCCAGUCUUGACCACCAUGGAAACGCCAUUUCUCAUGUUACCUUGCAGCCUGUGGAUGAAGUAACGCCCUCUGUUGCUGACACCAGUGUAACUUCAGUUAUGGAACAAAGCCACUUCGGGAUAUCUUGCUGUGUCCACGGAGGAGAAUCGAACCCUGAUUUUAGCGUUGUAAAUCCGAAGACUUGCUGCUGCCCCACCGGGGGACCCAAAUAAACGGAAAUUUUGAAUUAUAAAGAUGGAACUACUGCCUACAUUUUAGAUUAAAAUAUAACCUCCUGAGUUUAAAAGUUUACAUAGAAAAUAUCUUUUUGCUGAGUUAUAUAUAUAUGGGAAACAAAAUCAAAAUUUUAACAGAAAUCAUGG
Limulus polyphemus (Atlantic horseshoe crab) is the source of this 2293-nucleotide messenger RNA. RefSeq names its product SKI family transcriptional corepressor 1 homolog-B-like. Gene Ontology annotation, biological process: negative regulation of BMP signaling pathway; negative regulation of transcription by RNA polymerase II. The record is from RefSeq and is a predicted model, not a curated record. Gene Ontology annotation, molecular function: SMAD binding; DNA-binding transcription factor activity, RNA polymerase II-specific; RNA polymerase II cis-regulatory region sequence-specific DNA binding. The coding region runs from base 452 to 2143 and encodes 563 amino acids. The transcript has 3 exons. Gene Ontology annotation, cellular component: transcription regulator complex; nucleus. Lineage: Eukaryota; Metazoa; Arthropoda; Merostomata; Xiphosura; Limulidae.